This is a messenger RNA of Arachis stenosperma, 1203 nucleotides long. RefSeq names its product protein TILLER ANGLE CONTROL 1-like. Bases 31 to 951 code for a protein of 306 amino acids. The transcript has 5 exons. The record is from RefSeq and is a predicted model, not a curated record. Gene Ontology annotation, biological process: morphogenesis of a branching structure. NCBI's taxonomy places the organism in Eukaryota, Viridiplantae, Streptophyta, Magnoliopsida, Fabales, Fabaceae.
UUGUCCAACUUUUCUAAGAAGAAAAACAAUAUGAAGAUCUUCAAUUGGGUGCACAAGCGGUUCAAUCAUAAACCUCCAAAGGAUGGGUUUGCUUCAGAUAUGAAAAAGAAUGAAGUUACAAUAAGCAAUGAUGAUAAUAAGGUUGUUGGGGAUAAUGAAGUAGCUUUGUUGAAACAAGUUGCACUUACUAACAUGCUUGGUGGUUGGAAAGAUGGGAUUCUAACCAUUGGAACACUUGGUUAUGAUCACAAAGAAUACUUUGGUUUGCAAGUUCAAGAUAAAAAAUUAUUAGGUGGUGAUGAAGGGUUAAAUAAAAAUAAUAAUAAUAAUAAUGUUUUUGAUGAUUAUGCUGAAAAUGAUGAUGAGGAAGUGAAUCCAUUGAUGCUCAACACAUUUGAACAUCACAACAAUAACUUUGAUGAUGAUGAAGAAGAAGAAGAAGAAGUUCUUGUUGGUGGUGGUGCAAACCAAAUUAUGAUUGAUGCUAAUUUUAAUGUUAUCACCAAAGAAGAAGUGUUGAUGAACAAUGAAAUUGUUCUUGCUGAUGAAUCCAAUGAUGAUGAUGGAGAGAGUGAUGAUUUUGAUGAUCAAAAGAAGAAGAUUGUGAGAGGGGAAAGGAUCACACUAGCUGAUCUAUUCUUGGCUGAUUCUGAAGUUAAGAAGAAAAUGAUGGGCCCCACAAAAAUCUUGGUUGAGUCAAUUGAUGAUGAAAAAUCAAACCUUAAAGUAAAGCAUGGAAAGUCUUUUGCAAAGAAGCUUCUUCCCAAUGUCAAGGAUAAUCCUCAACCAAUGAAAGAUAUCAAGAAACUCAUGAAGAAAAUGUUAAAGAGGAAAAUCCACCCGGAUUUCGAUGCCAAGAAUCAAAAACCAGAAAAGAAGGAAUCCAUUGAUGGUAAUCACACUAAGAAGAAGGAAGGCCGCAAGGCUUCAAUAUAUUGUAUUCCAAUUUAAGGCACCAGCUAUGCAUUGCUAAGCUCUGUGGGAGAUUCCCCUCUAUUUAUUAUGUGGAGAUGUAGUUUUGUUCACUAUAUAUAUUGUAAAAUUUUAAAUAUAAAAUAUUAUUAUUAUCAUUAUUAUUAGUGUAUUAUAUAUGAGAAAUGCCUUGAACUGUGUGAUUUUGUAAUUCGUGAUUAUUCCUCUGUUUGUUUGGCUUUGACUUUGAUUUGACCUAAGAAUGUGGAUCCAUGUCUCAAUUAUAUAUGU